AUGGAGGGCACCGGCGCGGCGGCGGCGGAGGAGGAGGAGGAGAGCGGAGUCGGUCCCGGAGCCCCUCCGCCGCCGCCCCCGCCCACCCCGGCCGCCCCCUGCGGUUUCAGCUCCUCCCUCUGCUUCAGCGCCGCCGCCGCUGGCGAGACGGUACCGCCCGCCGCCGGCGGCCGAGUGGUAGAGAACCAGUGGGAGAUCAGCACCACCGCCGGGACUGCGGCGGCGGCAGAGGAGGAGGAGGGGGCGGUAGGGACGCGGGAGCGGCCGGCGGAGGAGCCCGACCUGGUGAUCGAGGUGUCGGGGCGUCGCAUCCGAGCGCACAAGUCCGUGCUGGCGGCCAAGAGUGACUACUUUCGUGCCCGCGCCUCACGGGACGUCCUGCGGGUGAAGGGAGUGAGCUACGGGGCGCUGCGGCUGCUCAUCGACUAUGUGUACACUGCCCGCAUGGGCGAGGUGCGGCACGACAACCUGGCCGAGGUCGUGAGCGGCGCCCGCGUCCUCCAGAUGCCUUGUGCCCUACACUGUGCCGCCGAGGCCAUGCGCGCCCAGCUCCGCCUCGACAACUGCUACCAGCUCCUUUGCCUGGCCAAGAAGCAGCGGCUGGCGGAGCUGCGGGAAGCUGCUUACCGCUUCAUGAGCGACCACUACCUGGAGGUGCUGCGGGAACCCGGUGUCUACGGCCGUCUCAGUGGGACCGAGAGGGACCUCAUCCUGCAGCGGCGGAUGGAGGCGGGCCGGCCCUGCUUGCUGGUGGCCGAGGUCAGCGACGCCUUCGAGCGGCCGGGCGGCAGCAGCCGGCCUCAGAGCCGCGAGAGCAGCCGGCCGCAGAGCCCCUCUUCCGUGGUGUCGCUGGAGGAGAGCGGCUCUCUCAUCCACUGCUACCAGGAGGACAGCGGUGAGUGGAGGGUGCUGACGCGCCUGCCCGAGGAGGCCAACGCGAAGGGCUGCGCCAUGUGUGUCCUCCAUAACUACCUCUUUCUGGCCGGGGGCAUCGCGGCAGGGCCGGCGGGCAGCGAGCCCCGGGCACGCCUUUCCGACAAGGUCUUCUGCUACAACCCCCUCACUGACACUUGGAGCCAGGUGCGGCCACUGGCUCAGGCCCGGUCGCAGCUCAAGCUGCUGGCCCUGGAUGGCUACCUCUACGCCGUGGGGGGCGAAUGCCUCUUCACCGUGGAGAGGUACGACCCGCGGGCUGACCGCUGGAGCCCUGUCGCACCCCUGCCCAAGGGCGCCUUUGCUGUAGCUCAUGAGGCCACCACGUGCAACGGGGAGAUCUACGUGUCAGGGGGCUCCCUCUUCUACCGCCUCCUCAAGUAUGACCCCAAGCGUGACGAGUGGCAGGAGUGCCCUUACAACAGCAGCCGCCGGCGCUCUGCUGACAUGGUGGCCUUCAAGAGCUUCAUCUACCGCUUCGACGUGAGCAGCGGCCGCGGUGGGGAGCAGGGCCCGGGUGGUGGGACGAGUGGCGGCAUUGAAGUUUUCCGGUACAACACGGUGGCCAAGUGCUGGAGCCAGUGCGCCAGCCUGCGGCCCAGCGGCGGCCCCAUCCAGCCCUUCCGCUGUGCACCCCUGGGCAACACCAUCUACUGUGUCAACCGGACCGGAACCCUCCGCUUCAGUCUAGCCCAGGACGGCGAGGUGGAAGCAGAUGGUGGGCUCAAGGGCACCUUUGAUGGGAAGCUUCUUAAAGCUCCCUUGGAUGCCAAGGGUGUCCUCCUACCCUUUGUGCUCACCCUGCCUGAGAGGCUGGACAAAGCAGGGGACCAGGAGGGCUCCCUGCCGCUGUGAGGUGGCCAGCCUGGCUCUGGCCUCCCAAGCUGUAAAUGGAGUUGCAGCUGUGGGGGACCCACAAAUUCCCCCCUACAGAUGGGACCCUCUCUGGUGUGUCUGUCGAGAGAAGGGACUCCUGCUUUCCUGUACUCCCAAAAUACUGAACUCUGGAGCCGCUUGGUUGUAACACAGUUGUAACUCUUGUUUUCUGUGCUUUGUGUGAAAAGCCAAGCACAUGAGAGGAGAAGCUGCUAUAAAGAAUAAUCUCUGUAUUAUGUUUGUACCAAUUCCCAAUCUGAGAUAAACUUUUUUACACCUAGUUUUCUAAAAAUUCCUAACAGCAGUGUCACAAUGGGCAAUUACUGUUAGUGUCGGUUGCACAUUUAUACAUAGUUGCAAUCUGGGCUGGAGCCUUUUCUGCCAUUUCUUUUCUUUCUCCCUGGGAUGGAUAUCGAGGGAUAAACACUGCUGGCAAUGUAGCUUAUCUGCAUUUGUUUUUAUGUUAAACCAACCAUUUCCAGUGUUAGAAAAGUAUUGGAAGAUCAUCUCCAUCACAGCCUUUCAUUUUUGGUGCAAUUGAUGGUUUAAGGAAGACAUGGCACUGUGUGGUCCUGGGAAUUUUAACCCCAAAUGAUUUAACAGAUACCAGACUUCAAGUUCUCAGUAACACAAAUGUGUGGCACAUAUUUGUAUUAGGAAUACAAAAAGGAGGAGAAAAAAAAAGAAGGAGAAAAAAAAAAAAGGCAAGCUGCCUUUAAAAAAUGUGGCAUGUUAUAGCAGAUAUAAAACAUUGAUAUGUUCUUUAUUUGAAAAAGUGGUUACUGUAUAAAAAUGCAUCAAUUUCCUUUUU
Molecule: messenger RNA, 2620 nt
Organism: Calypte anna (Anna's hummingbird)
Lineage: Eukaryota; Metazoa; Chordata; Aves; Apodiformes; Trochilidae
Gene: KBTBD11
Product: kelch repeat and BTB domain containing 11
Exons: 1
Coding region: 1-1788 (595 amino acids)
Molecular function (GO): protein binding
Source: RefSeq, a predicted model, not a curated record